This is a messenger RNA of Tetrahymena thermophila SB210, 1791 nucleotides long. RefSeq names its product ABC transporter family protein. Lineage: Eukaryota; Ciliophora; Oligohymenophorea; Hymenostomatida; Tetrahymenidae. The transcript has 4 exons. Gene Ontology annotation, cellular component: membrane. Gene Ontology annotation, molecular function: ATP hydrolysis activity; ABC-type transporter activity; ATP binding. The record is from RefSeq and is a predicted model, not a curated record.
AUGGCUGAUUACGAUAAAAUUUAAUACACUCAAACUACUGCUAAACAAAAUUCUAUUGAUAUUGUCUUCAAAAAUAUAGAAUAUUCAGUAAGAGAGAAGAAAGGGUAAAAAUAAAUCUUAAAAGGAUUGAGUGGAAUAUGCAAAAGUGGAUAAAUAACUGCAAUAUUAGGUUCAUCUGGAGCAGGUAAAACUUCAUUACUAAAUAUUUUGUGCUAGAGAGUUAGAGCAAAUUAAAAUGUUUCUUUAAACGGUGAGAUUCUAGCUAACAAUAAACCUUACUCAUCUGAAGAGUUCACUCAGUUUGCUUCAUAUGUUAUGUAAGAUGAUAUAUUAUUGGAGACUAUGACCGUUAAGGAGUGCAUGUAGUUUGCUGCAAACUUAAAAAUAAAAAAGUCUAAUAUAGAAAAAUCUUAAAAAGUAGAAGAAGUCUUAAAAAGUCUCAAAUUAGAAAGAUGUUAAAACACACUAAUAGGAGGGCAUUUUGUCAAAGGUAUUUCUGGAGGAGAAAAAAAGAGAACAUCAAUUGGAUAUGAGCUAAUCAGCGAUCCUUCUUGUAUUUUCUUAGAUGAACCUACUUCUGGUUUAGAUAGCUUUACCGCUUAUAGCAUUAUAGAUUUGAUGAGAAGAUAUGCUCAAAAUAAAAACAAAACUGUAAUUUUCACUAUUCAUCAACCUUCUUCAGAUAUUUGGAAUAUGUUUGAUAGAAUUAUGCUCAUGGUAGAGGGAAGAUUUAUUUAUUAAGGCCCAGGUGGCAGUGAUAUAAUAAAUCACUUUGAAAGUAUUGGAUUUAAAUGUCCUUAGUUUUCUAAUCCAGCAGAUUAUUUGAUGUCGAUUAUGCAUUAAGAAAGUGAAACAAAUAGAUAAAACAAUUAAGUUUAUUUUUAAGGAUACGAUAAUCAGCUAAAGGCAGGAGUUUAAUGUGAAAUAGAUCAGUCCUAUUCAGGAGAAAUCCCAUAUAAACAAGUACACACAAGUGCAUUUUAUCAAAUUGGAUAAAUUGCUCUUAGAUAAAUCAGAAUAUUGAAAAGAAGUCCAAUUCUAUUUAAGGCUCGUUUCAUUCAAAGUAUUAUUCUUGCUGUGUUUUUGGGAAUAAUCUAUUGGUAAAUACCUGGUCCUCAUGAUAAUCCUACCUAGAGAGAUGUAAAUGAUAAAAAUGGUAUUUUGUUCUUUUGGGUAGUUUCAAUGUUUAUGAUGAGUCUUAAGCCUUGCAUCUUAGUUUUUCCAGCUGAAAGAGCAGUAUUUUUGAGAGAAGAAAAUGCUAAAUUAUAUUCAGUCACUCCCUACUUCUUUGGUAAAUUCAUUGUAGAUAUGUUCCCCUCUGCUAUCUUCCCUUUUAUUUCUUGUUUAAUUAUUUAUUGGAUGGUUGGAUUAAAUGAUGAUAAUGCUGGAAAAGUAUUUUUCUUUAUAUUGAUUUCAUGUUUCUCUGGCUUAACUGGUCUCUCAAUAGGCUAUCUUGGAGGAUCUGCUUUUAGCAGUGCCUAAACUGCUACAGCUAUUACUCCUUUACUUUUAAUGCCUUUUAUGCUAUUUGGUGGUUACUAUAAAAAUGCCUCUGAUUACGCAUCUUGGAUUAGCUGGUUCUAAUACAUAUGUCCUUUUAAAUAUUAGUUCAUGGCUUUAGUUGAUAAUGAAUAUACUUAUUCAGAUGGAGGAUACCCUUAAGAUCCUAUAAAAUAGCUAGAUCUUGAUUUAAAUAGAUGGGAGUCUUUUGGAUGUAUAGUAGGCUUAUUUGUAUUCUAUACUGCUUUUGCCUAUAUUUUUCUUUCAACCCUUAAAAAGAGAGUUUAAUGA